Messenger RNA from Schizosaccharomyces japonicus yFS275, 1811 nucleotides. Its product is annotated as dipeptidase Dug1. NCBI's taxonomy places the organism in Eukaryota, Fungi, Ascomycota, Schizosaccharomycetes, Schizosaccharomycetales, Schizosaccharomycetaceae. The transcript has 2 exons. Bases 126 to 1553 code for a protein of 475 amino acids. The record is from RefSeq and is a predicted model, not a curated record. Gene Ontology annotation, molecular function: metallodipeptidase activity; hydrolase activity.
UAAGCAAACCUAAGAACGACGCGUUUGGCCCUCUCUCUUCACGGAUAUUUUUUUUGCAUUUACCCUAAAAAGAAAUAUCCUGCAUAUAAUUUCGCUCAUUUUGUUGUCUACGUCUUUUGCUGAAUAUGUCUCUGCAGAAAAUCUAUGAGCUGAUCGAUUCAAAGAAGCAGUCGUACAUAGAACGCCUGCAUAAGGCCGUUUCCAUUCCGUCUGUCUCUGCGGACGCGUCUCUUCGGCCAAAGGUCGUCGAAAUGGCAGACUUCAUUGUUUCUGAAUUCGAAAAAUUGGGAGCUAAAAUGGAGAAGCGUGACAUCGGCUCUCACGUUAUGAAUGGAGUUGAGGUUCCUUUGCCUCCUAUUGUUCUGGGUCAGUAUGGUAAUGAUCCUGCCAAAAAGACUGUUCUUAUUUACAAUCAUUACGAUGUUCAACCUGCCAAAAAGUCUGAUGGUUGGGACUCUGAACCUUUUGAGCUUGUCGUUGACGAGAAAGACCGUAUGCUUGGUCGCGGUGUUACAGACGACAAGGGUCCUUUGAUGGGCUGGAUUGCUAAUCUCGAGGCUUACAAGGAAGCUGGUGUAGACUUCCCCGUCAAUUUGUUGAUGUGUUUUGAGGGUAUGGAGGAGUAUGGUAGUGAGGGACUCGACGACUUGAUUGUUGCAGAGGCCAACCGCUACUUCAAAAAGGCCGACUGCGUUUGCAUUAGUGAUACCUACUGGUUGGGUACGAGAAAACCCGUCUUGACCUAUGGUUUGCGCGGUGUGUCAUACUUUAACGUUACCGUCGAAGGUCCGUCUGCCGACUUGCAUUCCGGUGUCUUUGGCGGAACUGUUCAUGAGCCUAUGACCGACUUGAUUGCCGUCAUGGCUUCGUUGGUUAAGCCUGACGGUACCAUUCUCGUUCCCGGUAUCGUGGACGAAGUAGCCCCUCUGACGAAGGACGAGGACAAGUUAUACGAUAACAUUGAUUACUCUAUGGAUGACCUGAAACAAGCUGUUGGAGGUGAGAUUAAUGUUUACGACUCCCCGAAGGACACUCUUCAGCACCGCUGGCGCUAUCCUACUUUGUCUCUUCAUGGUAUCCAGGGAGCGUUUUCUGAAAGCGGCGCCAAAACCGUUAUUCCCGCCAAGGUGACUGGUAAGUUCUCUAUUCGUACCGUGCCCAACAUGACGGCUGAACACAUCAAUAAGUGUGUGAAAGAGCACGUUGAGAAGGUGUUUGCUUCUCUUAACUCGAAGAAUCGCGUGAGCGUUGAAUGUUUGCACAGCGGCAGCUGGUGGAUUUCUUCUCCUUUCCACUGGCAUUACACCAUUGGCGCUAAGGCUGUUAAAACUGUUUAUGGCGUGGAGCCAGAUUUGGUGCGCGAAGGUGGUUCUAUUCCUAUUACAUUGACAUUUGAAACUGCUCUUAACAAAAAUGUUCUCCUUCUUUCUAUGGGACGGGGUGAUGACGGAGCUCACAGUAUCAACGAGAAACUCGAUGUCGAAAAUUAUGUGAACGGUAUCAAGCUGUUCGCUACUUAUGUUGACGAGCUCUCCAAGUCGGAGCUUAAGUAGAAUGGGUAUUAUCCAGCCUUGAUUCUUUAUGAGCUUUGUUUGACCCGUCUCCGUUCUGUUCGCUACUAAAAUUCCGCCACUCAGUGUUUCCCGUGACGAUCUGACCAGUCAAUUGAGUAGCACAUAGCCACGUACCUCACUCGUAUAGCAAUUGAUAUAUGUCUUAAUGAAUGAUAAUUCCUACAUGUUUGCAAAGCUGCUAUGCCAUUGGCAGGGCUAUUUUCAUUCGCUCAAUGCGAAUAGUGAAAUAUAGUGCAU